AUGGAAGAAACGCACAAAUUCAUAAUUUUUUUUUCGUAUGUCGGGAUGGGGUUCAACGGAUCCGCGUACCAAAAGGACAACCCCAACACUGUGGAGAACAGGCUGAUGGACUGCUUGCACGACAUGAACUUGAUCUCAGGCGUGGAUCAGCCAUUUUCCAGAGUCUCCAGAACGGACAAAGGCGUAUCCGCGCGUAUGAACGCCCUGACCAUACGCCUGAAAAUUCGGCACCCCCACAUGACCCUACAAGAUAUACAAAGAGUUUACGUAAAGGAGAUCAAUAAAAAGUUGAAAAACAUGCAGGUCAUCGACAUUCGCAGUGUUCCCAAUUUUUUUGACGCACGACUAAAUUGCAUACAUAGGACAUACUUAUAUUUCUUCAUUGACAAAAAUUACAAUUUUGAUCGAAUCAAGCAGGGCUGCAAGUUAUUUGUAGGAGAACACGAUUUUUCUAAUUUUUGCAAGAAGAGGAAAAACAGCACAUGCUUUAGAAGGACCAUCCUGAAGUUUGAGGUCAGGCGCAUGGACAAAAAUUUCCACUACUUCAAAAUAAAGGGAACGUCAUUUCUGUACAACCAGAUUAGACACAUGGUCGCCGCCCUUUUCCAAGUGGGCACAGGGAACCUAGCACUGGGUGACCUAGCCAACAUGCUGAACAACCACCCGUCUAGCAAAAAGAACUUCCAGAUAGCCAAUGAAGAUGGGCUGCUGUUGUACUCCUUCAAAUUUAACGACCUUAACUUUCACGUGAACGUUGACAACCGCGUGUUUUCACACCUGAUGGAGAAGUACAUACAGAGCGCGGUACUUUUGGUUUCUCUCUGCUACCCUCGUAAGGUUAAGCAACAAAAUCACAGCUUCUUUGAAGACAUCGUCGAUGGAAGUGACAAUGACGAGGGUCAUGAGAACUCUCAUCCUUAA
Molecule: messenger RNA, 921 nt
Organism: Plasmodium knowlesi strain H
Lineage: Eukaryota; Apicomplexa; Aconoidasida; Haemosporida; Plasmodiidae
Product: tRNA pseudouridine synthase, putative
Exons: 8
Coding region: 1-921 (306 amino acids)
Biological process (GO): tRNA pseudouridine synthesis; mRNA pseudouridine synthesis
Cellular component (GO): nucleus; cytoplasm
Molecular function (GO): pseudouridine synthase activity; RNA binding
Source: RefSeq, a predicted model, not a curated record